GUGUAUUUAAUAAAGUAAAGUUUUUUACCUGAAGAAAAAUCUUUGAAUUGAGCGAUUCUUUGGACCCUUGAGUGCGCUGCCACGAAAAUAGAGGUGUGCAGGUGGCAACCCUACCCUAGCCCCGGGCCUUGGUAAGUUUUCCACAAAUCUGGUUGCCAUUUGUGUGGUUUUGAACCGGGCAUCAACACUUAAAAACAUUAAGUAUACUGGAUAGAAAUCCAGCCAGUUGCAUCUGAGUGAUGCAAUAACCUUGCCCUGGUGUCAUAACUCUACCAACAUGCCCACUUCUGAUGUCAUGCCCGUUCCUACAUCACUGCCCCACCCCGUGUUCGGGUUUAGCUAUCAGCAAAGGUGGCAACCCUAGCAUUGCUGUUUAUAUGUGCACCUGCUUACUGCGACUUGCAUUACACUUAGCAUUGAAGCUCUAAGCAGUGUCGAUAGGGGCGUGGUUGGGGAAGUGAAGGGACACGCGGAAGCACUAUUGGGCAGGACCAAAACACCCGGAAUAGGCCUAGUCUUGCGCAAUAUGCGUGGGCGGGGCCAUCACUGGUGGGAAGGUAUGGACUUGGAAAGGGGUGUUUUGCUUGACGUCACUAGUCGUUGCGGAAGGUUCCACUGGCAUUGUAGUGCCAGUGAGUGUGCAUCACAGUGUCCGUGCGCCUGGCCAAGAUAUGGAAUCCGUUCUGCAAGAGGGUGGGAUCAAUCUGACAAGUUUGUUAAAAUCUAUAUUACUCUAAAGGGAGUGCAGAAUAUUUCUGCUGAUAAUUUGCAAGUCCAUUUCUCAGAGAGGUCAUUUGAAUUGUUAGUGAAUGAUCUCAAUGGGAAAAAUCACACCAUGACUGUAAACAAUUUACUAAAGCCCAUUUCUCCAGAGGGUAGCACAAAAAAAGUGAAGACAGACACGGUGCUGAUAAUGUGUAGAAAGAAAUCUGAACAGAAAUGGGAAUUUCUAACACAAGUUGAGAAACAAACAAAAGAAAAAGAAAAACCACCAUUAGACACAGAUGGAGACCCAAGUGCAGGGUUAAUGAAUGUCUUGAAGAAGAUAUAUGAUGAAGGAGAUGAUGAAAUGAAGAGAACACUUAACAAAGCUUGGGUGGAAUCACGAGAAAAACAAAUGAAAGGCGAUCAGGAAUUCUGAACAUAAGCUUAUGCCUUAAACAAUGCCUACGUUCAGGGACAGACCUAGUUGUAACUCCUGGAGAAUCUUUUUUAAGUCCACUGUUUACAAUUCAUUAAUGCCCUGCCAUGGAAACUGCUGCUGUUGCAUUUCAUGCCCAAUUGGAUUAGAAGCUGCAUGGUUUAUAUUCCUGAAAGAUUCAUUUAUAUACCUCCCUUACCUAGUAACAGUUUUGAUUACUGGCUAUAAUGAAUUUCUAUCUUUGUGUCUUUAACAGGCACUUGAGCAGGGAAUAUGUAUACAUCUCAUGGGAGGAAUAUGUAAACAUCUCAUGGGAAGCCGUUACAGCUACAGGUUUAUUUUUGCACCAUGGAUGCUGCUCACUGUGCAUGCAAUUACAUGCAGAGUAAAUGUUGACCUCAGCCUGGAGGUGCUCUCUUAAUGUCGGUGUCAUAGAAGUGUUCAAUGUGUAAUUUUGUUAAAAUGUCGGGUUAAAAAUUGUUAAUUAAAGAGACCCAUAACAAAAAUGGCA
Molecule: messenger RNA, 1652 nt
Organism: Xenopus laevis (African clawed frog)
Lineage: Eukaryota; Metazoa; Chordata; Amphibia; Anura; Pipidae
Gene: cacybp.L
Product: calcyclin binding protein L homeolog
Exons: 5
Coding region: 527-1141 (204 amino acids)
Biological process (GO): heart development
Cellular component (GO): nucleus
Molecular function (GO): ubiquitin protein ligase binding; S100 protein binding; tubulin binding
Source: RefSeq, a predicted model, not a curated record